CGGCUCUCGUGAAUUGUGAAGAAGUAUCAGCCUUUCCCUGCGCACCGGCUUUUCCAGUCUCGGCCGCCUUUCCACAUUGUCGCCGACGAUCUUCUCAGUGAUUCAGCAAUCGCAGUCUAUCUUUCAAGAUGCUCUUCAACCUUCAGUCGCUGGCUAUACAGCUUCUUGCGGCAGCGACAUGCGUCUCUGCCCUGCCUACUGGCAUUGAGAAACGGGCGGUCAUUGGUCACGAUGCCGUCGUUGGUUUCGCUCAGGCCGUCCCUUCUGGCGUAGUCGGAACACUGAUGCUGAAGUACAAGCCGUACCUCAAAGUCUUCAACGGCUGCGUUCCGUUCCCCGCGGUCGACGCGGCCGGUAACACAGGCGGCGGCCUCCAAACCAGCGGCUCCUCCAACGGCGGCUGCUCCGCAUCCACCGGCCAGGUCUACGCGCGCGCCGGUACCUACAGCGGCAAGUUCGGCAUCAUGUACAGCUGGUACAUGCCCAAGGACUCGCCGUCGACUGGGCUCGGCCACCGCCACGACUGGGAAAACAUCGUCGUCUGGCUGUCCGCGCAAUCCACCUCCGCGACUCUCACCGGCGUUGCCAUCUCUGCUCACGGCGAUUACCAGAAGGAGGCGUCGCCUGCGCUCCAGGGUACUGGCCCCAAGAUCGGCUACAUCAGCUAUUUCCCUGUUAACCACCAGCUCAUCGGCACCGGGGAUCUUGGUGGCCAGCAGCCGCUGAUUGCGUGGGACAGCAUGACUGCGGCGGCGCGCUCGGCGAUUGAGACUACCGACUUCGGCUCCGCGACACCGAGCUUCAGGGACAGCAACUUCCAGAGCUACCUUGCGGAGGCAUUCUUCUAAGCGACCAGCGACGUUACAGAAAGCAAGCAUGGUUUUGCUGCCACCUCAAAACUCUAUGAAUAAUGAACAUUGUUACGACAUGAUGCUUUUUUUGUGCCUUUUGACACCCUUUGUUAUGAUCUCUCGACUCGACUUCGAUUCCGCUUCCAGUCCUUUGUCUCAUCUUGCCUUCUCACAAUGGUGCCAUUCUCGC
Messenger RNA from Boeremia exigua, 1041 nucleotides. Its product is annotated as necrosis inducing protein-domain-containing protein. NCBI's taxonomy places the organism in Eukaryota, Fungi, Ascomycota, Dothideomycetes, Pleosporales, Didymellaceae. The record is from RefSeq and is a predicted model, not a curated record. The transcript has 3 exons. The coding region runs from base 129 to 848 and encodes 239 amino acids.